Messenger RNA from Durusdinium trenchii, 672 nucleotides. NCBI's taxonomy places the organism in Eukaryota, Dinophyceae, Suessiales, Symbiodiniaceae. The record is from the annotation of a GenBank genome assembly.
AUGCUCAAAAAGUGUGGCGGUGAAAUGACGCCAGCUGCGCUUGCCCUUGUAGUUGCGCAGUUGUGCAGUCGUACCGCAUCAUGGCUCUUCUAUUGCCUGGUGGCCGGGAAGGGUAAGGGUCAGGCAGAUAUGAUGUUCCACCAGUUCUUUGGCACACCUGGGUUGGAUGCAUCUGUGUGGAACACGGCAGAAGUUCCUCCUUAUUACGUUCCAAAGGUUCUAGAGUGGUUGAAGUCAUGCCCGGGCACAAAGUGGCCUGAAGAAAAGGCUUUGAGAUUGUACUUUGCAGCAUGGUGGAUAUAUGGGCACAUGGAUGGCGAUUGGCUCUUGCAAAAGCAAUCGACUAUGAUUGAUGCAAGGCUGCAUGCAUCGUUGCUCAAGCCAAACAUUUCUUUCCAAGCAGUCUGUUGGGAGGCCACAGAGCAGGCUUGUGAGACUCUAGAGUCUCUAGAUAAGAAGUUCCAGGAGUGGUCAAACAUGGAACCGCCAGAUGUUGAUUCCCUUGAUGAUGGCCUUGCGAAGGCCAAGCUGUUGAAAGCGUCGGGGCGCGACAAAGAUCUCGAGGAGAUGUUGAAAAGAAAUCCAAAUCAUCUACAAAUACUUGAGAUGAGAAAAACACUUAAGAGGAAAAGAGCUUCCAUCCCUAGUGACACAUCCAGGAUGCUUAACUGA